Messenger RNA from Alligator mississippiensis (American alligator), 625 nucleotides. Its product is annotated as C-X-C motif chemokine 6. Gene Ontology annotation, molecular function: CXCR chemokine receptor binding; chemokine activity. Gene Ontology annotation, biological process: neutrophil chemotaxis; cellular response to lipopolysaccharide; antimicrobial humoral immune response mediated by antimicrobial peptide. The coding region runs from base 158 to 394 and encodes 78 amino acids. The transcript has 3 exons. Gene Ontology annotation, cellular component: extracellular region. NCBI's taxonomy places the organism in Eukaryota, Metazoa, Chordata, Crocodylia, Alligatoridae. The record is from RefSeq and is a predicted model, not a curated record.
UUGACUGCUACAGAGCAGAUAACCAAAAAAACAUAACCUAAGCAAAUAUUUGAAACUUAAGCCAAGAUGGAUUUCAGCUUGUUUAGGGACUUGAUGUGCUUACCAAAGAAGCCGCAUUAACUGAUGCAGCUAUUGUUCUGUAUUUACAGGAAUAAAUAUGAAAGGUGGAAGAUGCCUGUGCCUUCAGACUAUGGAUAAAAUUGUGUUUGGUCACACACAAGUCAAGACCGUAGAAAUCUUCCCUGCAUCUACCUCUUGUGAAAAUGUGGAAAUAAUUGUAAGUUUGAAAACUGGCAGACAAAUAUGCCUGGAUCCCGAAGCAAUGCAUAUUAAAACAAUCUUCCAGCAGCUCAUCAGGAAGAAGGGAAAGAAAAAUAAUAAACCCAGCAUCUGAUUUUUCAUCAAGAAAACAAACACAGAGAGCAAAAGCAUAGGAGUCUUUCCUAAGUUAAAGCUGUGAUUCAAAAUGUGCAAGUAAGCCUUCGGCUGACAUAGUACUUAUCUAUCCACCUAUAUAUAUACACAUCUAUCUAUAUAUACACACAUUUAUCUACAUUACAUCUACAUCUUUAAAGGACAGUAGUAUGCUGCAAAUCACCCUUUAAUGUUUAAGGGGGCUUGUUCA